AUUUACUUGUGAACCAAACACAUUGAGUGAAACAUUUAAAUAAAUGUACAAUGCAGUAAACAACAGCAGAGUCGUUCAAGUAAACAACGAACAAUUAGUUUAAACUAAAGUACGCUUAAUGCUUUAAGUGAAACAUGAGUAUAUGUUAAAAUUGUGCGUCAAACGACGGUCAUAAAAGUGAAGUAAAAACCAGACAGAGACAAGACCAUGAGUAACUACCGAUACCAUGGUGGUGGUGGGGGCGGAGGCGGUGGAUACUAUGGCAUCGAAGUGCGUGACAUGCAUCAGCGUAUAUCGUAUCCACAUCAAUUUACAUUCGUUAGCUCCUGCGUAAAGUACAUGAUAUUUAUGCUAAAUUUAAUAUUCUGGCUAUUUGGUGGACUGCUUUUGGGUAUCGGUAUAUAUGCCUUUAUGGACAAAUGGAAUGAUGCCAAUGGCUGGGUGAAGCUGGAAAACAUUUACGAUGUUGUACUCAACAUAUCUCUAGUCAUGAUCAUUGCAGGCAUUGUCAUAUUUGUAGUUAGUUUUGCUGGCUGCUUGGGUGCACUGCGCGAAAAUACUCAUCUGCUCAAGUUCUACUCGAGGUGCCUGUUGAUUUUCUUUCUGAUGGAAAUGGUCAUAGCUAUCAUCUGCUUUGUCUUUCCACAAAAUAUGAACUCAUUCGUGGAAUAUCAGUUCACUGAUAAAAUCAUACACUCUUAUCGCGAUGAUCCCGAUCUACAGAAUUUUAUUGAUUUUGCACAAAAAGAGUUUCAGUGCUGUGGUCUGAGCACUGCCGGCUAUCAGGAUUGGGCUAAAAACGAAUACUUUAACUGCUCAUCGCCAUCGGUGGAAAAGUGUGGCGUGCCAUACAGUUGCUGCAUCAAUGCAACCGAUAUUAGCUCGGGACUGGUUAACAUUAUGUGCGGCUAUGAAGUGCAGGAACAUUCUGUUGCAGCUGCCAGUAAACUGAUCUGGACCAGUGGCUGCAUUGAGAUCGUUCGCGUCUGGGCAGAGCGAAAUCUCUAUACAAUUGCUGGCAUUGCUCUGGGAAUCGCUCUUAUACAAUUGUUGGUCAUAUACUUGGCCAAGACUUUGGAAGGACAAAUCGAAUUGCAAAAGUCGCGCUGGGCAACGUAAACACAGCGAUAUGCAUACGUGUAUUACUCGGACAAACUUAUUUGACAAAUCAUUAUGAAAUAAGCAUACAGGAAUCAAAAUACUCUAUUAUUUUUUUUAAGCUCUUGCAGCAUUAUUUUGAAAUUAUUUCUUAUCUCAUUCGUUCAGUACGCGCUUUAUAAAGCCAAUAUACACAUGUAUUUUCUUUGACAUUGUUGAUGUAUGUAUUUGAAUUUACUUAUUUGUAAAAAAAAAAAAAGAAAUUAAAUCUAUUAUCUGCAACUGCACAACACAUUUGCGGUUCAAAAGUUAUCAGCUUAAAGACUCGAUAUAAGCAAAAGACUCGCAUAUUUCUUGAAUAUUUAAAUACAUAUUCUUCGCGAACAA
Molecule: messenger RNA, 1485 nt
Organism: Drosophila innubila
Lineage: Eukaryota; Metazoa; Arthropoda; Insecta; Diptera; Drosophilidae
Product: tetraspanin-33-like
Exons: 2
Coding region: 208-1119 (303 amino acids)
Biological process (GO): protein localization to plasma membrane; protein maturation
Cellular component (GO): membrane
Source: RefSeq, a predicted model, not a curated record